Vigna umbellata (rice bean) is the source of this 1801-nucleotide messenger RNA. Its product is annotated as zinc finger protein 1-like. Lineage: Eukaryota; Viridiplantae; Streptophyta; Magnoliopsida; Fabales; Fabaceae. Gene Ontology annotation, biological process: negative regulation of abscisic acid-activated signaling pathway. The record is from RefSeq and is a predicted model, not a curated record.
AUGGUAUCCUUUUUUUCUAUAUAUUAAGUAUGAUAUAUAAAGCUGACAAAGAUAUCACCAUGCAGCAAAGCAAUAAAUAAAGUUCCACACCAUACACACCAAUUUUCCAGGAAUGGCACGAACAGAUAAUCUGAAGCUGUCUUUUUUAUAACGUAAUUUUUUUAUAACAGAUAAUCAUGAUGCAAUAAAAUUGAUAUAUUAGAAAAGCAAAUCAAAUUCUUGAAAACAUUUUUUGGGACAACGUAGGUGGACAAAUCAAUUUUGGAUAACGACUUAAAGAAAUUGUUAAACAGGACAAAGAUGGAAGAGUUUCUGUAUAGACACAACAAAACCACCAACUCAUGGAUUAAGAAAUUUAGAACAACGCACUUUUUGUAUGUCAUGCAUUAUUAUUCUGAAUUUCAAAAGCAUGUCACUGAUCUUACCUUGGAUUUUAUUCAUCUAACCAUAAACUAUGGACAUGAAAAAACCGAAAAAAGGAAGACCCCAGGACAAGAAACGUAAAACGACAAGUGGAAGACAAAGAAAGGUUAGAAAAAAACAGGCAAUGGGUUAUGAGCAAGCAAAAGUUGUACAUGGGUGUUCCUCAUAUGUUGCUAUCAAAAGACAAAACUCAUUCUCUGUAAGCACAAACGGAUGUCUUGCUUUUUAGGUCUUGCUAUAUUAAGACAUUGUAACUGUAAAAUAGUGCUAGCUAGUGGCUACUUCCAUACAUAACACACACACAAACACCAGCAUUUAUUGUUCUUACAUCACUUAUAAAUUUCAUCCUUCCUUUUGUCAAACCAAAUUUUGAUCAAACCCUUGCAAAUUUCUUCCGAGGUAGAAGUAGAUGGAGCUUGUGUGGUCAGGGCCACAUCCAUCAUCUGAAAAUGAUCUGAAAACUCCAUUUUCAGAGAAUCCUCCACCUUGCUCAAAGCCAGUGCUAGCUUCCAUGGAUAUCCAAAAGGAGAAGAAGGAGGACCAAGAACAUCCCUAUGAGUCAAAGCCAGAACUCAACCUCAUAAACUGUAUCGAUACAAAUUUGUCCAUGAACUCCUCAGAAUCAUGUCAUGGAGGAGGACACGGCGAUGAAUUGGAGCCAAGGAUAUUCUCAUGCAACUACUGCCAAAGGAAGUUUUAUAGUUCGCAGGCCCUUGGGGGACAUCAGAAUGCGCAUAAGCGUGAAAGAACUUUGGCAAAAAGAGGACACAGAGCUGGUGCUGCAGCUCCAACAGAUUUUGCACACAGGUAUUCCAGCAUGGCUUCUCUGCCUCUGCAUGGCUCCUAUAACAGGUCACUUGGAAUUCAGGCACAUUCCAUGAUCAACAAACGCUGUUUUCAAACACAAACACCUUGUUUUGGUUUGUCCCAUUGUCAUGCUCAAAACUGGUGGCAGAAGCAGCCUUUGUACUCACAAGAACAGGCAACAGGGACAGAAUCUGAAUCAACCUUGGCUGGUGGCAUCCAACGGCUAGGGAAGUUUUCUCCAAGGCUGGUGCCAGAGGGAUUUGGAGGCUACUGGUUGGACAGUGUUCACCAUUUGAAGACUAAACAAGAGGAGUUGCACAAGCUUGACUUGUCCCUCAAACUCUAAGUGCAACCCUUCAUGGCAUUUCAUAUACAGCACGUAUUAAUUGUGUCUUUUCUCUUUUUCAACAAGAUCUUUCUAUCUUUUCUUUUUCUAUUUGUGCUCAUGUAUCAAUCACUAGUUGCAGCAGCUGUAAAUGCAUUUUAGCCGCAUAAAAACUAAAGUCCGUGUCUUGAUAUUAUUUGCUUUGAUUUGAAUUAAUGGAUUCUUCUGGGUUUAUUUGGAAGUUAA